AUAACCAGCUAUUGUAUUAUUUUAGUGGCUCACUCUAAAUUUUUACUCUUUUUAGAGCAGUAUUAUAGAAACUAGAACUUCUAUAACUGGUGUUAUAGAAAUUAGAGUUCUUGUCAUACAAAUAGAAAUGUACUUGCAGAUCAAAUCACUCCCUUGGUACACUUACUUUUUAGCCUCUCCAUCAUACAACAAAAAAAGAAAUGAAAAGCAGCAAAUGACCUGUGCCUGCCUCAAAAUGAAAACAGCAUUAAUGACUUUUGUUAGGUAUAGUUUGCCCAGUAAAUAAUACAGAGAAAUUCUGGUUUUGUAGCUUUUUUGUGUGUAAGAUUUUACAUUAGAGAAGAAUAUGAUAUUGAUAACAGAGUAAAUUAAUAGAAUCAUAGAAUACCUGGAGUUGGAAGGGACCCAGAAGGAUCAUUGAGCUCCAGCUCCUGGUCCUGCACAGGACAGCAAAGAGUCACACCACGUGCCUGUCGGAAUUCCUUUUGAGCUCUGGCAGGCUCAGGGCUGUGACCAAUUCAUUAAUUGGAUGACAGUGGAAGCAGUUACACUGUAAAGAGUGUGCACAACUGCACAUUUAUUCAUUGGAUGACAAUGGAAACAGUUACACCCUCAACUGAGUGCAACGGCUCGGCUGAGCAGCUGCAGAUGUCCAACAGGCCGAUGAUGUACCUGUAGAAGAGAGCUGGUCAGAAAAGCACAGCAGGAGGGGACCUGGACCAAAUUGAUCCCACCGAAGGCUGACGGUGCAGCCAUGGCAGUGUUCCAUGCCGUCCUAGCAGGGAUUACAUCCGCAGCUGUCGGGCAGCCAAGAAUGCCUUAACAGAACCGUGAAUGCCGUGUCCGAACCAGAACGUGCCUGAAAGGCUGAGGUACUGCAGUGGGUACCAGGCAUGGAUGCUGCUCCUAGAGCGAGGUUGGAGAAGGAGGAUUGCAGGCACCUGGCAGGAGAUGACAGGUGGAAAUGAAUCCUGUACUGCAGGACCGACAUCUAUGUCCUACUUAACUUGCCUGACUUACAUUCUGGAAGAAUGGACUGGUGUGGAGGAUAUUGGAGAUUAUCUGAGUUAUGCAUUCUACAUUUUAUGGUUGCUGUUUCCACUUGUAGUAGUCUUUGUACUUCCGGGAGUUAUUGUCAUUCUCUUCUAUGUUUCCAUUCUCUGGCUUCAUAUUUAUAAAAGGAAGAAUGAAAUAAAGGAAGCUUAUUCCCAUGAUGUUUGGAUAGGUGCAAGAGAAAUGCUGGCAACCAUAUGGGAUGGACAUGGAAGAAUAUGGCAUGGUUAUGAGCUUCAUGGUGUUGAAAAUAUUCCUCAAGGACCAGGACUUGUUGUGUUUUAUCAUGGAGCUACUCCUGUUGACUAUAUCUAUUUCACAGCUAGACUUCAUAUAAUGAAGAAGAGGCGCUGCAGUGUAGUAGCUGAUCAUUUUGUCUUUAGAUUACCAGGUUUCAGAAUACUACUUGAGGUAUUUGGAGUUAUACAUGGACCAAAAGAAGCUUGUGUCAGGACUCUGGAGGAGGGCCAUCUGUUAGCCAUUGCCCCAGGCGGACUUCGGGAAGCACUCUUCAGUGAUGAAACGUACAAUAUUUUGUGGAGCGAUCGGAAGGGCUUUGCUCAGGUGGCCAUUGAUGCAAAAGUGCCCAUCAUUCCUAUGUUUACACAAAAUGUUCGAGAAGGCUUUAGGACAUUAGGAGGAAUAAAAAUACUUAGGUCGCUAUAUGAGCGUAUUAGAUUGCCAAUAGUUCCUCUGUACGGGGGGUUUCCUGUCAAGUUUCGUACAUUCAUUGGAGAACCCAUUCCAUAUGAACCAAAUAUGACUGCUGAGGAGCUAGCUACAAAGACAAAAGCAGCAGUCCAAGCUCUCAUAGACAAACAUCAGAAAAUACCAGGAAAUAUAUUUAGGGCUUUAAUGGAACGAUUUCAAACACAAAAGAAAGAAGAUUGAGGUCUUCUAAGCUUAAACUUCUAUAACUACUACUUAGAUAUAAUAUUCUUAAGGUGACAUUUGUAAAUUAUUAAUUCUUCUAAUAAUAGGUUUUAAAUACUGUCCUAAUGAUACUGCUGUAUAAAUUAAGAUAGAAGUCCCUUGCCCUUGCCCUUUCCCCUGUCCAGUAUCAAGCUUAGGAACCCAAACUUCAAAUCAUUCAUAAUCGGACAAAGUUUAAUUUUUGAUUAAGUGCAUUCCUACCUUGGAAUUGUCUGGGUUCUUGAUUCUGGAUUUGUUUUGGGGUUUUUCUACAAAUAAUACUACAAGCCUUUAUGUAUACGGUCUGUCUUCCUUUCAGUCUGUCAUUGUCUCCCAUCCCCACCAUAAUGGAUCUCUAACCUGAAUGUCAAACCCUCUGCAAAGCUGGAGUCUUACUGUCUUGACCCUCAUCAUUGUGAGGAGGUUGUGUGGGCCAGAUUAAUGCCAUAUAACACAUAUGAAGACUUUCCUGAGAUUGUUAACUCUCACACUGCUGGGAAACAAUCCACCACUUUUGGCCUGCAGAACCUCUAGCAAUGCCUGCAAAAACCUGUGUUGCAAAGUGUUUUGUUUCUCUGGGUGAGCUCAGAAAGGGUUCAGAGGAGUGAAAAUUGAUUAGAGAACUACAGUGAUCCAGGGAGGUUUGUUAUGGAAACCACUCCAAUGCUGUGAAUGAGAACUCUACAACACUACUGCUAUUCCAAGCCGAGGCAUAUUGGAUAUCUGCCCUUGAGUAGAGACUUGUCCCAUUUAUUUCUCAGUGAAUCUACAAAUUCUCUGUUGAAACAAUGAGCCAAGCGUUCAAACGUCAGAAGUAGAAAUGAGAAUAGUGUUUAUUAAUAUGAGGUCAAAAAUCUUUAUUUUGAUGGAAAGAGAAAAUUGUUACAACACUGUAAAAGCAGUAGUUUUUUUUGAAAAACAGAGUUGGCAUUCCCAAAUACCUUUAAGAUUUAGUAUGUGGAUAAACUAUUAAAUAUAUUCUUCAAACAGUUAUUUAUGUAAAUUAAAUAAUGAAUGAGAGGGAAGUUCUGUAUAUUUUCCUUAAGUGAAAACAAUUGAAUCAACAGGAGAGAGAUGCAAGAUUGGUCUUUUGUGCACUUACAGCAAGUUAUAUUUUUUUUGUUAUCUAAAGCCUAUGGUUUUACUGUCCGUAUAGGAAAUUCCUGAAAUAUUUCUUCAAAUUUCCAGGAAUUUUGAUCUACAGUUCUUAAAUUAACAUUGGGAACUUUUAGUUCUGGAAUGAGGACAAACUCUGUCAGAAAAAAAGAGGGUUUUGCUCUAUCAUGUGGUUGCCUUUCAAUAUUGUUGGGGUGUGACCUUUUCUUAAAGAAAAAUAUUCCCCCCCUCAAAAAAUACCCAGCAAAUAACCAACAUUUGAAGGAGCCAGUUGUAUUUGAUAUAGUAGUCAUUCCUCUACCAUUUAAGCACAUUCUUUUGCUUUAUGCUCUUUUAAAUGUGUAAAUUAGUGACAUUGCAUAACUGCAUGUGGGUGAUGCCCCAUGUUAGAACAAUAUCACUUAAUGGAGAAUUGUCUAUCAAAUGUGUUUCACAAGAAGCAAAAGGCUUACUUACUUUAUGAUACUAUUUUAUACCAAAAAUGUUUUAUGUGGUGUUAAAAUUUUUAAAGCUGUGGGAAGAAUCAUGGUAUGUAAAAGCAAAUGCUCAUUCUGAAGUUUUUUAAAUGACUUGGGUUUUACUUGAAGGCAAGAUUGCAUUCCUUUUAAUUUAUUGGACUGUUAAGACAUGUCAUAAAAACUGUUAACACAUGUCAUAAAAAUACUGUUAAGCAUGUCAUAGAAAAUGAUAAUGCUAAAUUCCUGCAUUGAAGUAUAACUGAAGUAUGAUCUUUUGUUUACUGUCCAUCUUGAGAAAAAUGCAUAUCAGUCUGUGUUGUGAACAUCUCAAAGCUGAAUAUGUUUUGUGUUGCGGUUGCAUGUAUGUAAAAGAGAACUCAAUCUAAAACAUUCUGUUAGAUAUGGACAGACAUUGUUAUCAGAGAUUUUGUAAAAUUUAUUUUAUUAAUUAUGUGGGCUAUUUACUGCAGUUUUGUCCCUUUACGUAUUGAAAGAUCAGUAUAAAAAAUGAAGGGCAGUAUUGGUACUCUCUAAGUGUUCAUAUUUGUAUAGGCCUUUCAUAUUUAUUUCUAUAUAUUAAAAAUAUAUAGAAGACACCUUUUGAAUAAAAUUGACAACUGGAACAGA
Molecule: messenger RNA, 4166 nt
Organism: Serinus canaria (Common canary)
Lineage: Eukaryota; Metazoa; Chordata; Aves; Passeriformes; Fringillidae
Product: transmembrane protein 68-like
Exons: 8
Coding region: 835-1944 (369 amino acids)
Cellular component (GO): membrane
Molecular function (GO): acyltransferase activity
Source: RefSeq, a predicted model, not a curated record